CACAAAGUGGCGUCUGGUGAGGAUAAGUUUAUGCAAUUCAUACCAACUACCUCUGAGAGGUGGUUUCCGAUAGACUCCGGUUCAUGACAAAUAACGGUAUACUAAAUAGAGAAUAUAAAAAACAAACAACAAAAUAAGGUAACACACCACCACCAGAUAAUAACAAAAAAUCAAGGCCCCAACAUAUUAAUACUAUAAUUAUUUAACAUAAUUCACGUAUAGUUAAUUAAAUAUAAUUAUUUUGACCAAUCGAUUAAAUGUGCAAUUUGCUCAAAUUUUGAAGAAAAACACAGAUGGAAAACAUGUGGCUAUUGAGGCAGUAGGCCUAAGCCCCAAAAACUGGAUCUAUUAAAGCCCGAACAUGAUAAAGCCCAAGCCCAAUAAACUACUCCAUCUCUCUAUAAAUCUCUGAAACCCUAUUCUCCCCACACUUCUUAGGGCUUUUUAACCUAGUUCCCAUUCCCACUCCCCUAUCCCAUUCCCGCCGCCGCAGAAAUGACUACCCGUUUCAAGAAGAACAGGAAGAAGCGCGGCCACGUCAGCGCCGGUCAUGGUCGUAUAGGUAAGCACAGGAAGCAUCCCGGUGGUCGUGGUAACGCCGGAGGUAUGCACCAUCACCGUAUCCUUUUCGACAAGUACCAUCCAGGUUACUUCGGUAAAGUCGGUAUGCGUUACUUCCACAAGCUCCGCAACAAGUUCUAUUGCCCUACUGUCAACAUCGACAAGCUUUGGUCACUUGUUCCACAAGAGGUGAAGGAUAAGGCUGCUGCAAGCAAAGAUAGUGCUCCGUUGAUCGAUGUGACUCAGUACGGGUACUUUAAGGUGCUGGGAAAAGGUGUUUUGCCGGAGAAUCAACCUGUUGUGGUGAAGGCGAAGCUGAUUUCGAAGAAUGCUGAGAAGAAGAUUAAGGAGAAUGGCGGUGCUGUUGUUCUCACUGCUUAGGUUUGGUUUUAUUUAGUAGUUUUUGGUAUUCGUGUAGCCGAUCUUGACUUGUUUGGGAUUAAGGCUUAGUUUAUCUUCAGUUUUGGAUUUUGAUUAUUAAGGUAUGUUUAAGCCUGAGUAUUACUGUGUUUUUUCCUUUGCAAUACAUUCGGAUAUUGAUUAUGCA
This is a messenger RNA of Capsicum annuum, 1108 nucleotides long. Its product is annotated as 60S ribosomal protein L27a-3. NCBI's taxonomy places the organism in Eukaryota, Viridiplantae, Streptophyta, Magnoliopsida, Solanales, Solanaceae. Gene Ontology annotation, biological process: translation. Gene Ontology annotation, molecular function: structural constituent of ribosome. The transcript has a single exon. The record is from RefSeq and is a predicted model, not a curated record. Gene Ontology annotation, cellular component: cytosolic large ribosomal subunit; ribosome. Bases 496 to 942 code for a protein of 148 amino acids.